This is a messenger RNA of Patella vulgata (common limpet), 3255 nucleotides long. RefSeq lists its product as uncharacterized. Lineage: Eukaryota; Metazoa; Mollusca; Gastropoda; Patellidae. The coding region runs from base 269 to 1225 and encodes 318 amino acids. The record is from RefSeq and is a predicted model, not a curated record. The transcript is spliced from 2 exons.
UAAACUGUUGGUCCGAAAAAAGAAACCGGCCAACUUAUCCUAACUUAAUUCAUUUCCAAUUCUAAAUAUCGAGAACUCCGUGACACGGGGACUAUACAGGAUUCCCUAUGUCAAGGGCGAUAAGCAAACUUGUAUGGUUUAUUUAAAUAACUCAGCAUUCGUGGAGUCUUUUCGGUGUUAAAUACGAAAUGCAUCAGUUCAUACAGAUAUACGAAAGCUGAAAAGUCUAGAUUAUGAUUAGGAUAUUUAAUUUCUAACCAGAACGAAAAUGGCAUAUACCCCUAGAAAUAUCAGUGCACCGUACCCAGGACAUGACGAAACAGGGCAACACUAUGAUCAAUUGCCCGCAGCCAGAGUGAGACCAGAGGCUGCGGAUAACGCCCAGAAACACAAAGGCGUGCUGGAUCUUUUUAAUCCACAAAGGGAGAAAAUAGUUCCCCAACCGCAGCCCGAACCCAGGUGCCCCUCUGCUGCAUCACGGAGUAACCUAGAACUACAUCGUAAAGGAAAUGUCGGAGGUAUCUUGUCUGGAACAGCAACUCCAAGAUUAGAUUACCAGGUCGCUGCAAGAACCAAACCUGAAGGCCAAGCUAACGCUGAUCUCAACAGAGGCACUAACACGGCUAACCUAUUUAAAGAAUACGGCAAGCACCCAGUAUCGGCUAGGAAACAACCCAAGGUGAUACGCGAGGGGGAGGUUAACUUUUCUUUGGAUCUUGGUGGCAGGGCGAAAAGCAUCCUGCAUGAACCUAAAUCAAUACCCGAAUCACCAAGACCCGAUCCCAGAGUUACAACCGAGGGGGUAGGUAACGCUAAUUUAGACAGGGGAGGUCGAAUGCUGAAAAUUGUAAAUAGAUACGGCACCGGAACCGGCACGGAUCGUGGAGCACCAAGGGUGAAACAAGAUGGAGAACCUAAUGCCUUUUUGGACACCGGGCACCGUACCAACGCAUUGUUCCGAAGUUAUGGUCAAAUGCCCACCGAAUCUCAACCCGAACCCAGAGUAAAAGCACCCGGUAAAGAAUACGCCGACUUGGAUAAAGGAGGACGAAUGAAUCGGUUGAUUCAUGACGGAAGCAAAGCUAGGGCAUCACCUCCACCUCCAUUACGAGUUCGCUCAUCUGCCGCGAGAAGGACUGCUAAACAAAAUAGAGGACAAAUAGCACAACUAUUCGCUGCUUCCUCGAGUAAAGUGAUUGUUCCAAUGGCUGGAGUGAGAGGUUGAGGCUACUUUAUAAUUUAUUUUAUGGACAGUCGCAACAUUUUUAUUGGUGCAGUGAAUUAUGGAUAUGUAUCACAUAGGUCUUCAUUUAAGACUCGCUGCAAAAACAAAGACCGUGACAAUCUAGAUGUAUGAAGAAAUAGCACACAAAGACUAUAGUUGUUAUGACGAAAUAGCGCCCAUAGACAUUAUAUACACAAUUAGAAAUCAUUUGCACUUAUGAGUAUUCAGGGUCCUACCUAUCCCCGCCAAGUACCGACAAGAGUGUUUUAUUGUCAAAAGCCUCCAAGAAGCAAUAGUUCAAUUCUUCAUAAUUUUGUCAAUUUGUUUUAAUGAAAUCACUUAAAUUUUGAAUAUAUAUAGAAUAUGCAUACCUUUCUUUGACGGCCAUUGUUUGUUUUUGCGAGACUUAAGGAACUGUUGACAUACUCUUGUUGUUCUUGUUCUAGUCGGUGAUAGAGAGAGAGAGAAAUGGGGUUUAACGUCCACUCGACACAAACUAGGUCAUUUAGGGACUAUAUAGUCGGUGAUAAGUUAGGGCCAAGCAUUUAUACCGUUUGUUUUAGAUCUUUAAUCGUAUUUUAAGGGAUAAAAUAUCAUAUUCGAACUUCAGAUAUCAAUUCCCUUUUCCUUUUUCGUGGUAACAGAUCCAAUUUAUGUAUUUUAUUACUGAUAAUAUAUCCUUUUAAUGAAUGUUUAAUAUCACACAUAUCAAUGCAAAAAUGCAUUCUAAGCGAAGAUAAAUCCACUAAGUUACUAUUGCCGUGCGUUAUUAGAAUAUUAAUAUUCAAUAAAUUAUAUUUUUUUGGGAAAUUCGCUCAAACAAAAGGGUAUUUUCCAGGUAAUAAUUACUCACUUUUGUUAGGUCCCUUAUAAAGUAAUUUGAUAUCACCCUUUGAACGGCGGUGAUCCCCACGGGGAAUUUUAUAUUUUUUCAGGGGGGGGGGGGGGUAACCAGACUAGGUCUAUAGACACAUUCUUAAACAAGACCAGUGUGUCCUGUCUUUUACGAACGACUAGAAUACAAGUUACUUAGAAGUUUAUUUCUAGUUAUGCUUUUCAAUGAUGGUUCUCUCAUCUUGAUAUAACGUUCUCAUACAAUUGUAUCAUGUGUUAUCCUAUUCACAUGUUGUUUUUCUAUAUUCGUGCCUAAUGAUCGGUCUAAUUACCAAAUAUAAGAGGAUAUAGUGUAGUAUUAUCUAUUAUAGUGCCUGUCUAAUAUACACUUAGAAAUGUAGUGUAGAGGGCAGUGUAGUAUUAUCUAUUAUAGUGCCUGGCUAAUAUACACUCAGAAAUGUAGUGUAGAGGAUAGCGUAUUACAUGUAUUAUCCUUUAUACAAUCUGACUAAAAUACAGAUCUGCAGUUCGUUUCGUUUUUUUAAUAUACUUUCGAUGGCCUACUCUACACGAAGAUCUGACCAAUUGUAUUGGGAGGUUGCGUCAGGGGUCGUACGAGCGACUUUUGUCCCUAUGAUGUCAGACAUUGAUUAAUCAAUCAGCGUUGACGUUUCUAGUGGUUUACGCCAAGAAGUCGCCGUAACAGAUGAUUUUAUUCGCUAACCCCUCACGCUAUCCAGAACGCAGGUUAUAUAAUAACUCUUCCAGAUCCUACCGUAGUACAGACAAAUAAAACGAAAUUUUGAACUAUAAAAAAACGAAACGAAAUAGGAUCUGUGUUUUAAUCAGAUUGUCUUUUAUAGUGCCUGUCUAAUAUACAGUUAGAAAUGUAGUGCCUCUCUGAUCUUAAUUUCUAGCAUUGGUCCUUUAUGUCUCCUCGUCAAUAAUUAUUGACAACUGGCCCACUACUAGAAAUUUAAAGUCUAUUUAUCUCAUUCUAUAUCAAACGCUAGAAAUUUAUUUUAACAAUAAGUGCCACUUAGUUAAUAUAUUUAUUUUUUUAAACAAAUUAUUUUUGACAGUCAAUGUAGCAUUCUAUAUUAUGUUUUGUUUUGUAUGUAGUCUAUUUGUAUAUAUUUAUGACACUUGUUAUAAUAUAUUUCCGUAUCCAUAUAAUUAUUAAAAUUUAUAAAACC